Molecule: messenger RNA, 1365 nt
Organism: Fomitiporia mediterranea MF3/22
Lineage: Eukaryota; Fungi; Basidiomycota; Agaricomycetes; Hymenochaetales; Hymenochaetaceae
Exons: 4
Coding region: 1-1365 (454 amino acids)
Source: RefSeq, a predicted model, not a curated record
AUGGCUCGCUCAGUAACGUCAAAGAAUAUCUUCGUACUGACAAAAUACUCUCGCGCAACGAUAAAACAGUCUAGCAACACGCAGGCCUCUCAAGGCUCGAAGGCAGACUGCGAGUGGCAGCACCAUACCCAGCCUAUUCUCCGCGUCCUUCUCGAACUCAGCAAAUCUGCACAAGGUGUUCCCGAGUCCGAGGAUGUCGACCUCCUUGUGGUUAGAAAGCACAUCCACCCGUUUCCGACACAGGGUCUUCCGUUGAAAGCAGUCUACCGUGACAACACGGUCGGAAUUCGCUACCUGCCCCCGCAAGCCAAGUCAAACGCACCCUCUGAAUAUCGCCGAUUUCAGAUGACAUUUCAAUCCUCCUCCGAUUCUGCUACACUCAUUGAAGCUAUACGAGACGUUUGUCCCUGCAAACUAAGCCCUGUCGGUAAUCCUGCUCCUUCCAUGCAACCCUCACUGCCUGGUCCAAGUUACCCCGGAACGUUACUGUCAGGUUCUCAGCAAACACAAGCAAGCUUCCCUGCACCAUUACAGUCUUCUCAGCUAUUCGAAACUUCUUCGGGAUGCCGACCUAAACUGGCGAUGACACAAUGCACAAACGAUCGUCCCUCCACAUCUUCUCAGAUGGGCCACACUUCUGAUCGUCCUAUGGAACUUUCUCUGUCUCAUCUCCACCAAUCUCGUCAGAAUAACGCCACCGUUCCUUCAAUUAUUAACCAUAUUAAACCCAUAAUACAUCAACAGCAAGCCUAUCAGCCCAUGGCAUCAUCGCUUUCUCGUCAUGCGUCCCUGUCGCACCACCAAUCGACAACUGGAACGGAACGCUCUUCGCCUUCUUCACUUUAUCCAACACAGGCACUUCGACGGUCCGAAAGUCAACAAGCACUGCUACUCCAACAACAUCAUGCUGCUCAACGGCCAUCCAUGGUCACCUGCGACGAACGUCCACAUCCAAUGAGCAUUGGCUCUGGUGUGGACGAAACCCGAUUCGACCAUAACGUCCCGCAUCCCACGUACAUGCCGACGCCGCCUGCCUCUUCCCAAAGCAAUGCCAAUACCAAUAGCACCACAAACUAUCACACUAUCUGUUCUAGUAGCAAUAUCGGUACUAUCUCUAACAGUCCUGCUCGGUCUUCGCGCAAGCCGCCCGCGGAAAGUGCCGUUACUGAUGCCUUGUCCCCUCCUGUGGCUGCAAGUGAAACGACUGGCUUACUGCACUCACUUUACGAUGCGACCCAGCUUGACUUGCUCUCCCGUGAUGAACUGGAACGACUUGUGGCUCACGUAGUGCGAGAAGAUGGGUUUGCUGAACUACUUGAAAAACUUGAUAAUCUUUGGCAAUUGAAGGCCAUAGUCAAUAUGUAA